AAUAAAAAAAUUUAAAAAAAAAAUAAUAUAACAAAAUUAUAACGAAAUAAUCGUGUCUUGUGUUUUAGUUUACCUGCAACAGAACAGCAACGAUGACAAGACUAUUAAUUGUUGGAUUUUUGAUAUUUAUUUACGGGAAUAAUGUUCGAUGCCAUGAUCAGACAACAAUUGAGGCAUAUGUGGGACAAACAGUGGUCUUGCCAUGUCAAUAUAUUGGCAAUCAUCAUCGCUUCAUGAUUUGGCAAUUUCCUGACGAUCUCAAAAUUAUUGGACCUCAAAAUUCAUUCGACCAAAAAAAAUACAAUUACAAAGUUUUAUCCGGUGAACUCUUUAUCAAGAACGUUACUGUUGAGGAUGCUGGUGACUACAAAUGCCUCACUCAAGGCAUUGCAAAUAGAGCUGCGAUAAAAAUUAAUUUGGCAAAAUUGAUAGUUCAUGAAAAUCAUGCGAAAAAAUAAAUCAAUUACAACUAUUACCAAGUUUAAUUUUAAAAAAAUAUAGAAUUUAAUAAUUUUUUAAAAUUAAUUGAUU
Molecule: messenger RNA, 531 nt
Organism: Aphidius gifuensis
Lineage: Eukaryota; Metazoa; Arthropoda; Insecta; Hymenoptera; Braconidae
Exons: 2
Coding region: 93-458 (121 amino acids)
Source: RefSeq, a predicted model, not a curated record